AUGCAACCAUACCGCGGACCUCGCGCUGUCGCGCCCAACAAAGAAGGUGGAGAUCCCCGAGGAAAUGGCCGGCGACCCCAAUCGCCCGAGAUGGCUCGCACCUAUGAGGUGUACGUUACGCUCGCACCCCCUAUGAUAACCUGGAACGAUAUCACGGAUCUGAAGGAGCCCAGUGGCGACGAUAUCUGGAUCACCGAGGCGGGGCUUGAUUUCAUCCACCAUAUCCCCGGCCUGCCUCGCAAGUACAUCGGUGAGGAGGCUGCCGGUUUCGCGCUCUAUGUCCGCGGUGUCCCCUUUGAACUAUCUACCACCGAGUUCCGAGACAUAUUCGUGCCGUUCGGUCGCGUCAUCAAGUCGCCUACCUUGAUCUCGACGACCUCGAAACACACCUUCCGGUGGGUCAUCAUGAAGCAUGCCGAUGAUGCCAUGGACGCGCUCAACGCCUUGCAUGGCAGCCUUCACAAGAGUGGCUUCCCGCUGUCCGUCAGCAAGGCCUGGAGAACUGGCGACAUUCUCAUCGCAACGGGAGGGUAUAGGCUUCAAAACCCGACAGCUAAGGCACCGGCCAAGAAUGAGAACCCAUCAUCCAUUCACGGACACCCGUCGCCCCCUCCACCUGCGCAAGUCAAGAAUUCGUUGCCGGCCAUCCCAAAGGUUCAGAACAGCGCGGCACGAAAGCUACAGCAGCCAGCAGUUGCCCUCGCAGAGAAGGGACAGGCCUCAACCCCUUUUGUCGGACCAUCAACUAAGAACGCAUCAACUCAGACCGCAUCAACUAAGACCGCAUCGACCCAGACCGCAUGGACUCAGACCGAAUCGACUCAGACCGCAUCGGCUCAGACCACAUCAACUCCAACCGUCGUCGACCCUGCUCAGCCAGCCAAGCCUUCCUCCUGGGCCAACAUUGCCAGCUCUUCCGACCCCAAGACGACCAUCAUCGACUUGCAUCCCCAGCAGCGCAAGACAUCUCAACCCACACGCCGCCUCAAUCCCAUCGGUCGCAUCCCACAGGUGGUCGACACGAGCGAGGAGCCUCUCUGCGACCAGAUGCGCGUGAUCUUCCUGCUCAACCUGCCCCAGCACCUGACCUUGCUUGACGUCUCGAACGCCGUGUGCGAAGGCCCGCUGGCCAAGAUCCAGUUCGGCUCCGACCAGGACAGCAACACCCGCUUCUGCGGCAUCGUCUUCCAGUACGCCACCGACGCCGACGUCUUCUUCCACGCCAUGCAGAAGGAGCGCAGAGAGAGCCGCCCCGAGCGCUUCCGCUUCAUCGUCGAAGUCGUCCGCGGCGAUCCCCUGCCAGCGGAUGAGAGCAUCAAAGCCAUGGGCGCCCCUAUGUUUGCCACUCGCCGCCUCACGAUCGUCAAGGGCAAGUUCUUCUUCAUCUUUGGAGAGCGCCAUCUCAAGGAGCUGUGUAACAAGGUCGCCGGAGAGGAGAACGUGCAGCUGGUCUGGCUGUACAACGGUGGGAACGCGACGGUGGUCUUUGCUGACGUUGCCUCGGCGAUCAAGGUGAAGGAGGACCUGGACCAGAAAGCUUCGACGUUGAAAGGGGGUGAUGGCUAUCAUUCGCAUCUGCCCGUGGUUUGGAAGGGCUUGCAGACGACCUUUUCAAAGGACCCUUGCACUCACCAUCUGGAUUUGAAGACUGCUAUGCAUGAUUGA
Molecule: messenger RNA, 1665 nt
Organism: Drepanopeziza brunnea f. sp. 'multigermtubi' MB_m1
Lineage: Eukaryota; Fungi; Ascomycota; Leotiomycetes; Helotiales; Drepanopezizaceae
Molecular function (GO): RNA binding
Source: RefSeq, a predicted model, not a curated record